GGGCAAAAAAAUUAAGAGUUGGUAACCCUCAAGCAAAAUAAAAGUUUAAAGGUUCAAACUUCAUAGUUCUAAUUUAGUCUUUCAUUUAUUUUAAUUUUUUCGUUGUUUUAAUUAAAUUAAUAAAAAUGUUAAGUAUUUUAUCAAGAACUGCUUAUUGUUAUGUACCAUCAACAUUACGCAGUUCCCGAUGCAUUGCUUCCCUAUCGGCUCUACCAGAAACGUACCAGAUGUUAUAUAAAACCUGUCGAGAUUUCGCCGAGCAAGAGCUCAAGCCAAACGCUGCAAAAUAUGAUCGAGACCAUUUGUAUCCUAAAGAAGCUAUUAAAAAAAUGGGUGAACUUGGCCUUAUGGCGAUAGCUACAUCUGAAGAUCUAGGAGGAUCUGGACUAGAUUACUUGGCAUAUGCUAUAGCAUUAGAGGAAAUAUCCAGAGGAUGUGCUUCAGCUGGUGUUAUAAUGUCAGUGAAUAACUCAUUAUACCUGGGUCCCUUGAACCACUGGGGCACUGACAAGCAGAAACAGGAGUUUGUCACUCCUUUUUGCACUGGUGACAUAGUAGGAUGUUUUGCACUAUCUGAGCCUGGAAAUGGUUCAGAUGCAGGUGCAGCAUCCACAACGGCUAAAACUAAAGGAGAUUGUUGGAUUCUUAAUGGCACCAAAUGUUGGAUAACAAAUGGUUAUGAAAGUAAAGCAUCUGUUGUAUUUGCUACAACUGACAAGAGCCUUAAACAUAGAGGUAUAUCUGCAUUUGUUGUGCCAAAACCUAUAAAUGGACUCGAAUUAGGAAAGAAAGAAGACAAGCUUGGUAUACGAGGUUCAUCAACCUGUUCCCUCAUGUUUGAAGACUGUGAGAUUCCUAAGGAGAAUAUUUUGGGUGAGCCUGGUUUUGGUUUCAAAAUUGCAAUGAUGACAUUAGAUGCAGGUAGAAUUGGUAUUGCAUCGCAAGCUUUAGGCAUUGCACAGGCAUCUCUGGAUGUGGCUGUAGAAUAUGCCUCAAAGAGAAUGGCAUUUGGCAAACCAAUUAUGAAGUUGCAGGCAAUACAGAACAAAUUGGCUGAUAUGGCAUUGCAGCUAGAGUCUGCCAGGCUACUAACUUGGCGUGCAGCUUGGUUAAAAGAUAACAAAAAGCCAUACACAAAAGAAGCAGCUAUGGCAAAACUUGCAGCAUCUGAGGCAGCUACAUUUCUAUCACAUCAGUGUAUACAAAUCCUAGGAGGCAUGGGUUAUGUGUCGGAUAUGCCUGCUGAACGACACUAUAGAGAUGCAAGAAUUACUGAGAUAUAUGAAGGUACAUCAGAAAUUCAGAGACUUGUUAUUGCAGGACAACUGAUUAAGGAGUAUGGUGUAUAGUUUAUAUUUUUUAUAUGUAUAAAGAGAGUGUAUUAUAAAUUGUUAUAAAGACUUAUUAUUUCAA
This is a messenger RNA of Vanessa tameamea, 1413 nucleotides long. It is a transcript of the gene Arc42, whose product is annotated as short-chain specific acyl-CoA dehydrogenase, mitochondrial. Gene Ontology annotation, molecular function: flavin adenine dinucleotide binding. Bases 126 to 1349 code for a protein of 407 amino acids. Gene Ontology annotation, biological process: butyrate catabolic process; fatty acid beta-oxidation using acyl-CoA dehydrogenase. Gene Ontology annotation, cellular component: mitochondrion. The record is from RefSeq and is a predicted model, not a curated record. Lineage: Eukaryota; Metazoa; Arthropoda; Insecta; Lepidoptera; Nymphalidae. The transcript has 5 exons.